AUGGCAGGAGAUAAAUCUGAAAAAGAAAGUAUAGAUGCGAGGUUUGCUGGGAUCUCCAGCGAUCCUAAAUUCAAGAAUACAAGGACUAGAGAUCACAAGAUUAAAUUGGACUCUAGAUUCAGCAAGAAAGAUCUGGAGGUGCAGCACAAAUCUAAGGUUGACAAGUAUGGUAGAAAAAUCAAGGAUGCGCGCAACAACAAAGAAUUGGAGGAUUUUGAUAAAUAUUUCGAAAAAGAAGCUGAGCACGAUGAAGAUUCAGAGGUUGCUGCUAAAAUAGUUGUUGACCGUGCUCGUGGUGAGGUUCCUAGUGAUUAUGUUAGCUCCUCGGAUGAGUUUACCUCAUCAGAUUCAGAAUCUUCUGGAGAAAGUGAAGUAGAGAGCGAAGUAGAAGGCGAAGUAGAAACUGAAGAUGUUGCAGCAGAAUCUGGCGAUGUUUCUAAAACUUUGGCCGUUGUGAAUCUGGAUUGGGAUCAUGUGAAGUCUGAAGAUUUAAUGAUAACAUUUUCCAGUUUUGUCCCAAGAGGCGGUAAAAUUGAAAGAAUUGCCAUCUUUCCAAGUGAAUUCGGUAGAGAAAGAAUGGAACGUGAAGAAGUCGAGGGCCCUCCAAAGGAACUUUUCCAAAAAAAAAACAAGAAUAAACAUGCCAAGGAGAAAAAUUCCGUUGGCACUGAUUCUGAUGGAGACAUCGGUAUUAACGAUUUGUAUGAAGAAGGCGAUGCUGAUAAAGACGUGGAUUCAAGAGCUCUCCGUCAAUACCAACUAGAUAGAUUGAGAUACUAUUACGCCGUAGUUUGCUGUAGUGAUACUACUAGCGCUAAGGCCAUUUACGAUAACUGUGAUGGUACUGAGUAUGAAUCAACCGCGAAUAUGUUCGAUCUAAGGUAUGUUCCCGAUGGUAUGACUUUUGAUGAUGCUGCAAGAGACGAAUGUACCUCACUUCCUAAGAACUAUAGACCACAUCAGUUUAGCACAGAUGCCUUACAACAUUCGAAUGUCAAAUUGACUUGGGACGAAACCCCUGCUGAUAGACUCGAAGUUGCCAAGAGAGCUUUUACUCAAAAGGAAAUCGACGAUAUGGACUUCAAGGCCUAUUUGGCAUCAGAUAGUGAUGAAUCCGAUGAACAAGUCGAUGAGGACGCAAAAAAUAAGCUAAAAUCGCUGGUUGGCGGCCUUGACUUUAAUAUGAAGAAGAAAGGCGCCAAUGACGGUAAAGAAGAAGGAGAAGUUGAUAUGGAAAUUACAUUUACUCCUGCUUUAGAAGGAGAAAACGAGAAACCUAUUGAAGGCCAAGACGAAACAACGAUAGAAAAAAUAAGAAGAAAAGAAAAGGAACGUCGUAAGGCAAGAAAGCAGAAAGUAAAGGAAUUGAAGCAACAAUCCGAAAAAGAUAAAAAAAGCAAGUUGAAAUCUGUCAACAAAAAGCAUGUUGCUGAUGAAGAGGAAAUUAAGAAUAACGCCAAAUCAAAGGCAGAGUUAGAGCUUUUGAUGGAUGAAGAUGACGCCGAGACAGAGGGCUCAAUGAAUAGUAAAGCCCAUUUCAGCAUGAAAGAAAUUUUGAGGUCUGAAAAAGAAAAACAUAAGAGAGGUAGAUACCAAAAGAAGGAAAGAAUCGUUGAAGAUACCUUUGCACCUGAUUUAGAAGAUCCUAGAUUCAAAGAAGUUUUUGAAGAUCAUGAUUUUGCGAUUGAUCCUACUCAGCCUGAAUAUAAAAAUACACAAGCUAUGAGUACAAUUUUGAAGGAACGUGGCAAACGUGUCAAAGAUAAGAAAAGAAAACAUAGCGAUAAUGGAAAUGAUGUGGCAAAAAAUGGAGAUAGUAAAAAAAAUAUUGGUAAUUUGGUGAACAAGCUGAAAAAGAAAAAUAAAUCAUCUAAGAAGGUAAAGGUCUAA
This is a messenger RNA of Saccharomyces kudriavzevii IFO 1802, 1890 nucleotides long. It is a transcript of the gene ESF1, whose product is annotated as pre-rRNA-processing protein ESF1. The transcript has a single exon. Gene Ontology annotation, molecular function: RNA binding. Gene Ontology annotation, biological process: rRNA processing. NCBI's taxonomy places the organism in Eukaryota, Fungi, Ascomycota, Saccharomycetes, Saccharomycetales, Saccharomycetaceae. Bases 1 to 1890 code for a protein of 629 amino acids. The record is from RefSeq and is a predicted model, not a curated record. Gene Ontology annotation, cellular component: nucleus.